AUGUUCAGGAUUUCUUCGCUCAAAUCACCAGUCAGCUCCAAAGCAAGACUGAUUCGCAAAUUCUUUUGGAAUGAUCGUAAAGAUACCGAGGCUUCUGCAGAAUUCUCUCUUACUUCACCUACGCCUUCAAUCUCUCUGUCAACCUGCUAUCCUAAUAGCUCGUCUCGUAGACCUUCGGUCACUUUGCAUAGACACUAUUCUCCCCGAUCCCCUCGAUCUUCCGGUACUCUGCUUUCUGGAUGGCAGCACGAUACCAGUUCUUCACCGCGCUCAUUGGCCUGCUUCGAUCAUGUUAAUUCUUUUUCUCUUCCUUGC
Messenger RNA from Protopolystoma xenopodis, 315 nucleotides. The record is from the annotation of a GenBank genome assembly. NCBI's taxonomy places the organism in Eukaryota, Metazoa, Platyhelminthes, Monogenea, Polystomatidea, Polystomatidae.